ACAGUGGGUCUAUCACUUAAAACAACAUGACAAAGGGAAGUUUCGUUUGACCAUCCUACUCUAGAUUCUUACGUUAAAGCACUCAACCACGUUUGCAAAAGAAUAUGUAUUUGUUGACUAUAUAACUGGGUGUGCUGGUAUUUCUACCCUGUUGUGAAGGUUUUGGGGUAGUCAAAGCUGCAAGAGCUUGAAGCUUAAAACCUGAAACCCAACCAACAAUGGCGAAUGCUUCAGUUGUUCCGUCGGGAUACCUGCAAGGCCCUCCCGUUGCGCCGGAGUGGCUGAACAAGGGCGACAACGCAUGGCAGAUGAUAUCCGCGGCUCUAGUGGGUAUGCAAGGCAUGCCCGGGCUAGUGAUCCUUUAUGCAGGCAUUGUGAAGAAGAAAUGGGCACUCAACUCAGCUUUCAUGGCACUAUUUGCCUUCGCAGCCGUCAUGCCUUGCUGGGUGCUGUGGGCUUACAAGAUGUCGUUUGGUCAUAAGCUUCUUCCGUUUUGGGGGAAAGCUGGCCUCGCCGUUUCCCAGGACUUCUUGAUCGCACAAGCCGUCCUCCCCUCCACAAACUACAAAAAUAUAACUCAAGACGCUACACUUUUGUACCCCACGGCCACCAUGGUCUUCUUCCAGUAUGCCUUUGCGGCUGUGACUGUAAUACUACUUGCCGGGUCGGUUCUCGGUCGGAUGAGCAUCAAAGCUUGGAUGGUCUUUGUGCCGCUAUGGAUCACUUUCUCCUACAGCGUCGGAGCAUUCAGCGUGUGGGGCGGCGGCUUCCUCUAUCAAUGGGGUGUGAUGGAUUAUUCCGGCGGUUAUGUUGUCCAUUUAGCUUCCGGUGCAGCAGGAUUCACAGCAGCUUAUUGGGUUGGACCAAGAUUGAGGGAAGACCGGGAAGAAUUCCCACCUAACAAUCUCUUACUCUCACUUGCUGGGGCUGGAAUUCUUUGGAUGGGUUGGACUGGUUUCAAUGGCGGAGAUCCUUUCUCCGCCAAUGUGGAUUCCUCUAUGGCCGUUCUCAACACUCACAUCUGUGCAUCCACUAGUCUCCUGGUAUGGACAUGCUGGGAUGUGAUCUUCUUCAAGAAGCCCUCUGUGAUUGGGGCCAUCCAGGGAAUGAUAACAGGGUUGGUCUGUAUUACUCCUGGCGCAGGUCUCGUUCAGGGCUGGGCUGCACUGGUAAUGGGGAUAGUUUCCGGGACCAUUCCCUGGUACACCAUGAUGGUUUUGAGCAAGAAGCUGCCGUUUCUGCAGGUGGUUGACGACACCCUUGGUGUCAUCCAUACUCACGCUGUUGCCGGAGUUUUGGGCGGAGCUCUUACCGGACUCUUUGCUCACCCGGACCUCUGUAGCUUGUUCCUGCCGAUCCCAAAGUCAAAAGGGGCCUUCUAUGGCGGCAGGGGUGGAGUACAAUUUUGGAAGCAGUUGGCGGGAGCAUGUUUUAUAAUAGGUUGGAAUGUAGUAGCCACAUCCAUCAUACUCUGUGGUAUUAAACUUCUACUGCCCCUUCGAAUGACUGAGGCAGAGCUCAAGAUUGGGGACGAUGCAGCUCAUGGAGAAGACGCCUACGCUCUUAUUGGCCAAGGACAAAGGGAAAAAUAUACACAAAAUGGUAAGAAUAAUGACGCCUUCCAGAGUGAAGACGCGGUCUGAUGUUGGAUUUAAGGAAAUGUACAAACAUCAAUUAGCAAUCACAUGAACCACAGAAUAGAUUGAAAAA
This is a messenger RNA of Alnus glutinosa, 1710 nucleotides long. Its product is annotated as ammonium transporter 3 member 1-like. The record is from RefSeq and is a predicted model, not a curated record. Gene Ontology annotation, cellular component: plasma membrane. Gene Ontology annotation, biological process: ammonium transmembrane transport. Lineage: Eukaryota; Viridiplantae; Streptophyta; Magnoliopsida; Fagales; Betulaceae. The coding region runs from base 219 to 1643 and encodes 474 amino acids. The transcript is spliced from 3 exons. Gene Ontology annotation, molecular function: ammonium channel activity.